AUGAGUCAGGCAUUCGACAACGACAACAACCUCGACGUGCCCAUCUUCCAGGACGAUGUGCUUCGCGAUAGACAGCGAGUCUUCUCCGAAUUCCUGUCAAAGGACGAAUACCAAGAUGCAGUUCGUCGCAUGUUGAGGAUGGACGCUCGUCGACUCAUCAUCAACAUUGACGAUCUGCGUUCCUACAAUCGCGAGUUUGCAACAGGUCUCCUCAAUGAGCCCAACGAGUACCUCCCUGCCUUCGAUGCUGCUCUCCACAUGUCGGUCGAGGUGGCACACAACCCACUCAAAGAAGACAUCAAGGGAAAGCAGUACUAUAUCGGCCUCCGUGGAAGCUUUGGUGACCACCACGUCAACCCACGCACCCUCCGCAGUGUCCACCUCGGCAAGAUGAUGAGUCUCGAAGGCAUCGUCACCCGCUGCUCUCUCGUACGACCCAAGAUCCUCAAGUCGGUUCAUUACUGCGAACAGACGACCAAGUUCCAUCAGCGAGAAUACCGCGACGCCACCAUGUACGGAACAUUGCCACCUUCAUCCACCGUCUACCCUACCGAGGAUGAAAACGGUAACAGGCUCACAACCGAAUACGGUCACAGUCUCUUCCGCGAUCACCAGAUGAUCUCGAUCCAAGAGAUGCCCGAACGUGCUCCUCCUGGUCAGCUUCCGAGAAGUAUUGAUGUGGUCAUGGACGACGACAUGGUCGACCGUUGCAAGCCCGGUGACCGUAUCCAGCUCGUAGGCAUGUAUAGGUCGCUCGGCAACCGGGUGGGCCAGAGUUCCUCUUCCACCUUCCGUACACUCAUGAUCGGCAACAAUCUCAACCUCCUCUCCUCAAAGGCCGGUGGCGGAAUUGCACAGGCGCACAUCACAGACACAGACAUCCGCAACAUCAACAAGAUCGCAAAGCGCAAAAACGUCUUUGAUCUGCUCUCGCAAUCCUUGGCGCCCUCCAUCUACGGCCACGAGUACAUCAAAAAGGCGGUACUUUUGCUCUUGCUCGGAGGUGAAGAGAAGAACCUGCCCAAUGGCACCCAUAUUCGUGGAGACAUCAACAUCCUCAUGGUGGGUGACCCGUCGACAGCCAAGUCGCAGAUGCUCCGAUUUGUUCUCAACACGGCUCCUCUGGCCAUUGCCACCACUGGUCGUGGUUCCAGUGGUGUCGGUCUUACCGCCGCCGUUACGACCGACAAGGAGACCGGUGAGCGUCGCCUCGAAGCCGGUGCCAUGGUGCUGGCGGACCGCGGAGUGAUCUGCAUCGACGAGUUUGACAAGAUGAGCGACGUCGACCGAGUCGCCAUCCACGAAGUCAUGGAGCAGCAGACUGUCACCAUCGCCAAGGCUGGUAUCCAUACCAGUCUCAACGCCCGCUGCUCGGUUGUAGCCGCCGCUAACCCGAUCUACGGCCAAUACGAUGUGCACAAGGACCCACACAAGAACAUCGCACUUCCCGACUCGUUGCUGUCCCGUUUCGAUUUGCUCUUUGUCGUGACGGACGACGUGGACGAGAAACGCGACCGUAUGAUCUCGGAGCACGUCUUGCGUAUGCACCGCUACCUGCAGCCUGGUCUAGAGGAGGGGACCCCCGCCGUGGACAACCUCGAUCAGGCGCUCGAUGUGGGUGCACCCGAAGGCACUGAUGCCGAUGGUGCAGCCAUGCUCGGCGACACUUCGCCCUUCGAAAAAUACAACCCUCUGCUGCACUCGGGUGUCACCAGCGCCAGCCGAGGUAGCGACAAGAAGGAAGUGCUGUCGAUCGCAUUCAUCAAGAAGUACAUUCAAUACGCCAAAUCCCGUAUCCACCCGGUCUUGACCAAGGGUGCGGCCGAAUGGAUUGUCAACGUCUACUCGAACCUGCGCAACGACGAGCUGUCGGGCAACCAGAAGCGCACAUCGCCGCUGACCGCACGUACGCUCGAGACGUUGAUCCGUCUGUCGACCGCCCACGCCAAGAGCCGUCUGAGCAGCAAGGUCGAGGAGCGGGAUGCCGAAGCCGCCGAGGAGAUUCUUCGCUUCGCCCUGUUCAAGGAGGUUUUCGGUGGCCGACGCGGCAUCAACAAGCGACGCCGAACGGGCAACAGCCCCAUGAGCGACGACGAGCAGGACGACGAAGAUGACGAGGAUGACAGCGGAGACGAGGCGACUCGUUCGGAAGCCAACCAAGCCCAUCGUAGCGGACGCUCCAACCGAGGUGGUCGUGGUGGACGCCCUGGUGGACAGCGUUACGGCGAAGACGGCCACAGCAGCGACGAGGAUGAUGACGACGGUCAGAGCGGAUUGGUGUCGUCGCAACGCUCGACGCGAUCCAACGGUGCCUACGCUACUCGUGCGGCUGCAUCGACGCGGCCCAAACCCAAACCAGCCAUGGUGGGGCCCGGAGGCAUGGACGAAGAGGUAUUCGACGACGAGGAUGCGCUCGAGGCGAUGCGCUCGCUCGACGUUGAGGUGGUGCUCCUUUCUCAGCCUAUCGCCGCGGCGAGCUCAUCGACAGGGGUAUCGGCACAAAGGACCGAGGCGUUCAAGGAAGCCUUGUCCGACUUGCUCUUCUCGUCCGAUGGCCGAUUGGCCGAGAUGGAUGCCAUCCCUCUCGACGAGCUGCUGCCUGUCAUGAACGAAGGCCGCCGCACGCAGGACCUGUUUGACAGCAACGAAGCACGCCAGGUACUCGAACAGAUGCACAGGGAGAAUAGCAUCAUGUUUAGCGAGGACAUGGUGUUCAAGCUUUGA
Sporisorium graminicola is the source of this 2724-nucleotide messenger RNA. RefSeq lists its product as uncharacterized. The transcript has a single exon. NCBI's taxonomy places the organism in Eukaryota, Fungi, Basidiomycota, Ustilaginomycetes, Ustilaginales, Ustilaginaceae. Gene Ontology annotation, molecular function: ATP binding; single-stranded DNA binding; ATP hydrolysis activity. The record is from RefSeq and is a predicted model, not a curated record. Gene Ontology annotation, cellular component: MCM complex; nucleus. The coding region runs from base 1 to 2724 and encodes 907 amino acids. Gene Ontology annotation, biological process: double-strand break repair via break-induced replication; DNA strand elongation involved in DNA replication; mitotic DNA replication initiation.